Microplitis demolitor is the source of this 3121-nucleotide messenger RNA. Its product is annotated as aminopeptidase N. The transcript has 12 exons. Gene Ontology annotation, molecular function: zinc ion binding; peptide binding; metalloaminopeptidase activity. Gene Ontology annotation, cellular component: cytoplasm. Gene Ontology annotation, biological process: peptide catabolic process; proteolysis. The record is from RefSeq and is a predicted model, not a curated record. The coding region runs from base 37 to 2658 and encodes 873 amino acids. Lineage: Eukaryota; Metazoa; Arthropoda; Insecta; Hymenoptera; Braconidae.
GUGAACUAAUUUUAAGACUUUGAUCUAUUGGUUGAAAUGUGGAAUUUUAAUAUUAUAUGGAUGAUAUUUUAUAUUAAAAUUCUUAUCAAUGGAAAUUGGUGUUCAUUAUCAAAAGUCUCAGCAAAUUCAUUGAACUCAAAUGAUAUUUUUUGUUCUGUUUACAAUGAUGUACCGAUUCAUCAUAAAAUUAGACUUAAGCCUCAAUUAGAAGAAAAAAAAUUUUUUCUGAACGGUCAAGUAAAUAUAGAAUUGAGAAUUAAAGAAGAUUGCACUUCAAUACUUUUAAACUCUGACAAUUAUAACAAAAUUGAUAAAGUCGUCUUGAGAAAUGAAAAUAACACUUACACUUGUAAUUUAAAUAGAAUUGACCGUAAGUUGAUACUUGGAUUUUCCCAGCCUGUGAUCAAGGGAAACUAUUCUUUAUGCUUUGAAUAUCAAAAUAUAUAUAAUUAUAAUAAUUUCAAUAGCAGUUUCUAUACAGAUGUUUAUGGCCAAAAAAAACAAAUAGUAUGGACUUAUUCUUUUAGACCAGGUGUAUUUAAAAUUUCACCGUGUUAUGGUUGUUUAAGCUAUGGAUCAACUUAUUCAUUCAAUAUUUCCAUUGCGCAAACUCAAAAUUAUAUUACAUUAUUGAAUCAUGAAUUUAAAACAAUAUCUAGUGGAGAAAAUAAUUCCAGUGAAAUAAUAAUGAAUUUAAAUCCUUAUAGUAUGACCAUGGUUGCAGGAGACUUAGAAUAUUUGUCAGACGAAAAAGAUGAAAUUAUAAGAGUAUGGACUACAAAAAAUAACAAAGAUCGUGCUAAAUAUAUUGUAGAUUUCGCAGUUAGGGCAUUACGCGUUAUAGAAAACCUUACAGACAUUACAUAUGCGAGUGCUGGAUGGCAAAAGAUAAAUUUCGUUGCAGUUCCUAAUAUUUCUCAUGUCGAAUUGCGAUCCGGAGGACUUGUUAUUAUUAACCAAAAUUAUAUUUAUGCAAAUAAUAUAACCAUUGAAAAUAAAGAAAAAAUUUUCAAUUACAUAACACGGUUGUACAUUGACCAAUGGCUGAUGAAACCAAUGGAUUAUAAACAUAACAAAGAAAAUCUCUCAAAGCACGAUUUUGAGCAGUAUUUGAAAGACUUCAUAAUUGAUAAGGUUGAAAAAUCAUGGCGCAUGAUGGACAUUAUUUUCUUGAACGAGCACAGUCAUCCGUUUGAAUAUGACAAUUAUUACAAAAUCUAUGAAACAGAGACAUAUGCAGUAAGUCAUUAUAAAUAUGAAUUUUUGAUAAGGAUGAUUACAUAUAUUCUUGGAGAGAGAAAAUAUAAAAGUGCAUUACAGAGUUAUUUACAGAAUGGAUCAGAUCUUAGUGAUGAGUUGAUUAAGGCAUCCGGUGAUGAAAAUGGAAAUUUUGAGAAAGCGCUAAAAGAUUGGCUAAAUAAAACAAAUUAUCCCAUUCUUACAAUCAGUAGAAAUUAUACAACUCAACAAGCCCUUUUUACUCAGAUGACAUUCUUAAUAAAUCGAACAGAAACUUCAUCAGAUAGAUAUUGGAUUCCAAUAAAUUGUGCAACUGAAGAUAAUCCUGAUUUUCUUGAUACCAGAGUCACUCACUGGUUUGAUCCGAGUCUGGCUUCUUUAAAAAUCUUAGCACCGCAAAAUGAUAAAUGGCUUAUAUGCAAUAAACAAAGAUUUGGUAUUUAUCACGUAAACUAUGAUGAGAAAAAUUGGAAUUUAAUAAUUAAUUACUUGAAAUCUGAAGAUUAUAAUAAAAUUCAUGUGCUCAAUCGUGCUCAAUUAAUUGACGAUGCUUUUACGCUAGCAGAAUUUGGAUAUCUCAAUUACAGUAUACCACUGAAAUUAAUCGGAUACAUUAAACAAGAAACUGAUUACAUUCCUUGGAUUGCUUUUUGGAGAAAAAUUUGUCGCUUGCAUGAAUUUUCUAAUUUAAAGAAUUCUGAAUAUUAUGACAACUUUAAGAGAUAUGUUUUAAAGCAAACAGAGAAUAUAGAAAAAAGACUUAUUCCCGAUGAAACUCCGACUAAUAAUUUAUCAAAAAAACUUGCUAGAAAAUUAUUAAUAAAAUGGACAUGCAAAUUUGAUUCAAAUUUGUGUAAAAAUUAUACACUUAAUAAAUUACAAAAAUGGCUUGAAGAUUCAGAAAAAAAUCCGAUCCUUGCAGAAUUGAAGCACGAAAUUCUUUGCGGUGGAAUUCGUCAUGCAGAUCAGGAUACUUGGAAUAAAUUAUUACAAAAGUAUUUGAGUAAUGGAGAUGCUGAUAUUGUGAUAGCGCUAUCAUGUGCGUCAAAUGACGAAAUAUUAAAAAAUUUCAUCAUAUCAAAUAUCAAUGACACACGGGGACACUUAGAAAGUCCGGAGUCGAAAUUAAAAAUUAUCUCCCGGAAAAAUGGCAUAGGAAUUGAUAUUCUUUUGGACCUGAUUGACUCAAAUAAAUUAGGAAGUAAUCAUUUUAAAAACCAUCGAUAUGAUGGCAGAGAAGCUGCUAUUAGUCAAGUUGUAAGUCGUAUGAAAACAAAAUAUCAAUUCGAUAAGUUGAAAAAAAUUUUUAAAAACAGUCACAGUACUAUUGCAAGCAAAAAAGUUGUUAAGUAUUUGGCAGCUGCUCAAAAUCGGGUCAAAGAAGCCAAUGCACAGUUUCAUCUCCUUGAAGAAUUUUAAACAUCGAAUAAUUUAAACAAUACGGUAUAAAUAUUAAUUGUAAUGUGACAGGAAUUUUUUUUGUACAUUAUUCUUAAAAUGUUAAAAGUCGCUCAGAAAUUUUUAGCUUAGUUUAUCUUACAUUUAAAAAUAAAUUUUAGCAUAAGGCAUUGGUGAUUCUGAAAAAAAAAAAAAAUUGUAAAAAGGUCCUCAUUUUCUUCAUAAUCCAAUUUACAUUUAUUACUGAUUGUUUUAAAAUAUUUCAUCUAAAAAAAAAAAGGAAACAAGAAAAAAUCAAGAAAAUGGUUGACUUAGUGGACUAACCCGAAACAUACUUUCUCAAAUAAUAGUGUUUUCGGGGUCAAAUGAAGUUUUAGUUCACAAUACAUACUGUGGAUGAAUAAAAAAAAAUUAAAGCCCAUUUUAUAUAAAAAAUUUAAAAAGUAAUCGAGUAAAUAAGAUUUAUUCUGUUCGUUAAUUUUUA